AUGCAUAAAUAUCUCAGUGCCGACGGUACCUACGAGGUGUCUCUCUAUACCAAUGUGGUGGUCCGCUCCAAUGGCAGCAUCAUGUGGCUGCCCCCUGCCAUCUACAAGAGUGCCUGCAAGAUCGAGGUGAAGCACUUCCCCUUUGACCAGCAGAACUGCACCCUCAAGUUCCGUUCUUGGACCUACGACCACACGGAGAUCGACAUGGUCCUCAAGUCGCCCACGGCCAGCAUGGAUGACUUCACCCCCAGUGGUGAAUGGGACAUAGUUGCCCUCCCUGGGCGAAGGACGGUGAACCCGCAGGACCCCAGCUACGUGGACGUGACUUACGACUUCAUCAUCAAGCGCAAGCCGCUCUUCUACACCAUCAACCUCAUCAUCCCCUGCGUGCUCAUCACCUCCCUGGCCAUCCUCGUCUUCUACCUGCCCUCCGACUGUGGCGAGAAGAUGACGCUGUGCAUCUCUGUGCUUCUGGCACUCACCGUCUUCCUGCUGCUCAUCUCCAAGAUCGUGCCGCCCACCUCCCUCGACGUGCCGCUCAUCGGCAAAUACCUCAUGUUCACCAUGGUGCUGGUUACCUUCUCCAUCGUCACCAGCGUCUGUGUGCUCAACGUGCACCACCGCUCACCCAGCACGCACACCAUGGCGCCCUGGGUCAAGCGCUGCUUCCUACACAAGCUGCCCACUUUCCUUUUCAUGAAGCGCCCUGACAGCAGCCCCUCCAGGGCCCCCCAGCCCAGCCAGGCUCACCUGACCAAGUCCAAGGCCACCACCACCGCCUUGGCCAUGGGCCCCGCCAGCUCCUCCAACCUCUACGGGAACUCCAUGUACUUUGUGAACCCUGCCUCUGCAGCUCCCAAGUCUCCAGCCGGCUCUGACUCAGCGGGUAUCCCCAGGGAUUUCCGGCUGAGGUCUUCUGGGAGGUUCAAGCAGGAUGUGCAGGAGGCUUUAGAGGGUGUUAGCUUCAUUGCCCAGCACAUGAAGAGUGACGAUCAGGACCAGAGUGUCAUUGAGGACUGGAAGUACGUGGCCAUGGUGGUGGACCGGCUGUUCCUGUGGGUGUUCGUGGUUGUGUGUGUGCUCGGCACCGUGGGGCUCUUCCUACCUCCCCUCUUCCAGACCCACACACCUUCUGAAGGGCCCUAG
This is a messenger RNA of Balaenoptera ricei (Rice's whale), 1146 nucleotides long. RefSeq names its product cholinergic receptor nicotinic beta 4 subunit (gene CHRNB4). Gene Ontology annotation, molecular function: transmembrane signaling receptor activity; acetylcholine-gated monoatomic cation-selective channel activity. Gene Ontology annotation, cellular component: neuron projection; synapse; postsynaptic membrane. Bases 1 to 1146 code for a protein of 381 amino acids. The record is from RefSeq and is a predicted model, not a curated record. NCBI's taxonomy places the organism in Eukaryota, Metazoa, Chordata, Mammalia, Artiodactyla, Balaenopteridae. The transcript is spliced from 3 exons. Gene Ontology annotation, biological process: monoatomic ion transmembrane transport; nervous system process; signal transduction.